This is a messenger RNA of Hydatigera taeniaeformis, 1089 nucleotides long. The record is from the annotation of a GenBank genome assembly. NCBI's taxonomy places the organism in Eukaryota, Metazoa, Platyhelminthes, Cestoda, Cyclophyllidea, Taeniidae.
AUGCGUGCAUUCGCUCAAGCUAUUUCACACGAAGAGCGGCUUUCUCCUUUAGAGACUUAUGAUCCCUCGCAGGUAAUCGUUGAGUCCUCCUAUGCUGGGCCACAUUUGCCUCAAGAUGAGGAUGGUGAUUACACUGUUACCGCAGAGUUCAUGAAUACCCUUAUUGAGACAUUUAAGGCACAGGGAAAAUUACAUCGGAAGUACGCUAUGGUGCUCCUCUGUAGAUUUUAUAACUAUAUUCGCCAACUUCCUUCCCUUGUCAAUAUUGAUGUUCCUGAUGGUACCAAAUUUACAGUAUGCGGAGAUAUACAUGGUCAGUUCUACGAUCUGGUUAAUAUUUUUGCACUGAACGGAAUGCCGUCGCCAGAGAAUCCCUAUCUCUUCAAUGGUGAUUUUGUUGAUCGUGGGUCCUUCUCCGUCGAAUGCAUCUUCACGCUCAUUGGUUUCAAGCUCCUCUAUCCCGACUACUUCUUUAUGUCUCGUGGGAACCAUGAGUCGGAGAACAUGAAUCAAAUGUAUGGGUUUGAGAACGAAGUGAGGAGCAAGUACAACAAUCAGAUGGCGGAAAGCUUUACCGAAGUGUUCAACUGGCUUCCACUGGCUCACCUCAUCAAUGGACGUGUUUUGACUAUGCACGGCGGUCUCUUCAGCUCCGACAACGUAAGUUUGGACGAUCUGCGUAACAUCCAACGCAACUGUCAGCCCCCGGAUGACGGACUGAUGUGCGAAAUCCUGUGGUCCGACCCCAUGGAGGCGCGGGGACGUGCACCCUCAAAACGCGGUGUCGGUUGUCAAUUUGGCCCAGAUGUGACGCACUCCUUCUGCGACUCUAAUGGUCUCGACUACAUUAUUCGCAGUCAUGAGGUGAAGGAGCAGGGCUAUGAGGUUGCUCAUGAUGGUCGUUGCGUGACAGUUUUCUCCGCUCCUAAUUACUGUGACAUUACACAGAAUCUGGGCGCUUUCAUAACGCUGCGUGGUUCUCACGAGGUUGGUGGGAUGAAACCCGAAUUCACUACCUUCAAGGAGGUACCACAUCCACGUGUGCGGCCCAUGGCGUACGCUAAUUCGUUGCUGGCGAGUCUUUUGUAG